AUGGAUCCCACGUCAGAGUACAUAGACUACAGGCUGUCGGCUUCGCAGCGAAGAGCGAGCCAGGCCGGUCGUACUCCACCCAGGACGCCUACGACCGCGACUCCAUCACCCCGCCUGAGUCGGUCUGGCAAAUCAGCAGACACGAGUCCAGGUAGCUCGACAAGGACAGAGCCAGCAAGACAGUCGAGUAGAUCGCCGGAGAAUCUAAAGCGGCCUCCGCAACCGACUCGAGAUCUGUCGAGUUCAUCGAGCAGCUCGUCGCCUUCAGUGAAUUAUGCCUCUGCUGCUGAGCAGAGCGAUACCCAAUCCUCGCCUGUGUCGGCAGAGACGAGGAACAAGCCGCGUCUCUCGGGAAAUGGUGUACGGAGUGAAGCAAACACAAGUACGUCAUCUAUGACAACAUCGCCUUCACAAGCGACCGUCAGAGCAGCAGAACGGCGUAUGUCAUCUGCCAGUCGGUCUCAACCUAGCGUCUCCGAUCACAAUGGAGUAUCAAGCACGCCAAGUCCGUCGCAGUCGCGUCAGAGGCAAAGAGCUUCCUUGACUUCAGAUCCAAUGAGCUUGUUUCGUGCGCGCUCACCUAGUACCACCGAACGCGAUCAGUCCAGAGAGAGCAGCAUCGCUUCUCGGCAUGUUCGACCACCCAUGCCUGCUCAAAAGACUUCAUCGGACAAUGUCGCGAGGACUGUUCAGAGGAGAACUUCAGUCGAGACCAUGAAUAUCUCCCUGGCGCCCCAGACUGGGCCCACACCGGCACAUACAUCUACUGUAGGCUCGGACAUGCCCCGGUCACGACAAGUGCCCAUCAUGACUUCCACUCCUAUGCAUACCCGUCAGUCUAGUAAUGCACAUGCUACCUUGCCGCCAGAUGAACGGCUGCCUGUCGAGACAACCUCAGACGUCGAUCGUCUGUUCGGUACGACCUCAGCAUUCGACAAAGUCCUCCAGUCAGACCAAGUCAUCCACAGAUCCAGUCACGAACAGCUCUCACCAACAGCUGGCGCGCCUGCGAGCCUCAGCGGGCCGGCUCCAAUAGAGGACAGCCCAGCUGCUAGCAAACGCACAAUGAAGCCCACAUCGCUCCUGCUCGCUGCUGCGAGUCGCAAAAAGCAGCAACGAGCAAGCGCGAUGAAUGGCCCUCCGCCGCUCGUACUAGGCUCGGCCUUUGUCAACAUCGCACCGAGAGGAUCCAGGUCGGCAGGAGGUCAGCCGGACUUCGAGUCCAUGCUGGCUUCUGACAACACCAUCAAGCUCAACGAGAGGUCGUCGCUUGAGGGUCGCUUGACCGGCCAAGCAUCAGUUGCAGACCUACGAUCGGUUUCCAACCCGGAGACUGCUGCUCUCAAGCCUACGAUAUCGCGCGAGUCAGCUGCCAGAUCGCCUUCUGGUCAAUCAGCACCUGCUUCGGCUGUGCAACGGGUAACUUCGAAUGGCGAGACAUUUGUAGACGCAAGUCCAUUUCCUGCGACGACCGACGAGCUUCAGACGCCCAUCACGCCUAGCGGACGAGCGCCUACAAUUCAGUCGCUCUCCUCUAGAUCGCAAACAUUCUCCAGCACGAUGAGGAAGACAUCUGGCUUCUUUCGCAAGGCACUCUCGAGCUUCAGCGCACCGACAACAACGCCCGGUCGAAGUGCAGGCAUUAGUUCUGCGGACAUGGACAUCUACGCGCCCACAAGCAGCGCUGAUCUCCCACCUAUCGCUCCACCGGUACCUGCAAUGCCGGCGCGAUAUAAGGACGAAGCUUUGCCUCCUCUACCAGCAUUGACCGACGCGCCUAACGCGCCGCCUGCUCUGCCUUCCUCUGCAGCUGCGGGUUCAGCAUCGACGCCUGCGCUUGUCUCACUGCCCAUCGCUGCCGCUAUGCAGAGGACUCUGUCGAGUUCCAGUGCAGCAUCGGAGAUUGUCGGACCUGCGCCUGCAUACAAAGGUAGUCCAAAGUCUUCCGAUGUCGCUCGUUUGCGAUCUACCUCGAAUCACGGCAAGACAGUGAUACCGCCGCUGCCACAACGACUGUCAUCUGCCGAAACUUCGCCACAGAUGCCUUCGAAAGAACUGCGGCGUCGCUCACUCGGCCUGCCUUCUGAGUCAUCUUCGCCUGCGCAAACCACGAUUCCCACGGAAUCUCUCGCACUAGGCUCCGCAUUCGUGCAGCAGCAGCUUACCUCGCGUCGGCAUCGCCGGCAUAGCUCCAAUGCUUCUCUCACUGCGCAAGACCUUGAUAGGCUCCCCAAUUCUUCUACAUCGUCCAACAGAUCGACCAUUAUCUCCAGCUUAGCACGAGGAACAGCAUCGCCUACUUUGCCUCCUCGCUCCGCAUCACUGACCGGAUCUACUUCACUGACAAGCUCAACACCCACGAAGAGCAAUCGCCGUUCCCUCAAUAGCAUCAUUGACGGCGAGUUACUGCCGCCUCUGGGCUUCGAAGACGCGCAUGAAACACCCAUGCCUACAGCUCAGUCGACAACUGCAGGCAGUAUCAAUGUUCCCAAGGGGCUCGCUCUCAACGUUGAUACCUCGGGCGAAUUGCCACCGGUGUCGGAGAGCUCGAGAUUGUCUGCUUUGCUCGCUGCAGCAUCGGCCGAGGCGCGGCAGACCAGAUUGAGCGGUGGCUCGGCCACUCUGCCCUCGCCAAUACUUCCGCGCGAGCUGUCAUCGGUGCCAGAUUGGGCAGAGGGACAUGCGCCAGAAGAGCUGGCGCUCAAAUUCUGGAAUAACGAAGAGGGAUUCCUCAGACCACAAGAGCGAGCAGAAUGGCUCGGUUCAUUACCCUCACUGAAUCAGCGCACUUUGCUGGCCUACAUCGGUCUCUUCGACUUUGCCGGCCUACGCAUUGACGCUGCCUUCAGACUUCUCUGUGAUCGCCUGUAUCUCAAAGGCGAGACGCAGCAAAUUGAUCGCAUCCUGGCAGCUUUCAGUGCUCGAUAUCACGAGCAGAAUUUGUCAGGUCUGUUGCAUAGCGUCGACUUGAUACAUGCUGUCGUCUAUUCUAUCUUGCUGCUCAACACUGACCUUCAUGUGGUCGAGUCGACUACACGCAUGUCACGGAACCAGUUCGUGCGCAAUACAAUGUCGGCUAUCUACGAGCAGCCAGAAGCGCAAAGGACCGUGGAUGCCAUGGGCGAUGCUCGCAAGAAUGCCAUCGAUAAAUGGACAGCUUCGCUCGCGCAAACCGAUGGCACAAUGCAUCGCAGCUCAUCAGCCUCGAGCGCUCUCAGCGGAGGUCAGGAUAGUGUGCUCGAUGCCGAUCCAGCAGAUCAAAGCAUGUCCUCUGCAAAGUCAAACUUACAACCUGCUGCACUGCGUCGAGGCUCUACUGACGAUGCAAGCAACAGACAAGAGGUUGAGCCUUUCACCAAAGCCUGGGACGUUCACAUGGAGUCACUGCUGCGUGACUUGUUCCAAUCGAUCCGCAGCAAGCCCGUGUAUCAGAACAGCGCGCAUGCAGACGAUGCGAGCAGCAUGUCUUCGAGGCCCGGUUCCACACUCAGCCCAACUCCGACACAUACAACUUGGUCAGGAGUGACUCGUGUGCCGAGCAAAAGCAGCCACGCAGCAUCUAUCUCUGGCUCGGAACGUAAUGUGCGAUCGAACUACAAGCGAACGAGCAUGCGUGGACUGCUACUAGCCGAGCAUGGCAAGCAUAACAGCAGCUCAGCGGGCAGCGCCAUGGGCUCAGCAAGCGAUCGUGACUCUAUCAUGUCUGGCAAUGCCUCGAUGAUCAACGCCAUGGGGCAGCAUCAGAUGCCUAAUCUUGGCUUUGCCAGCAGUCUGUCCAACACGAUCAUCCGCGAGCAGCAAGAAGAUGAAGCAGACACGACUGUCAAAGAUGACACCGAGGUCACCGAGGAGGAGCUGGCUUUGAUGGGCGCACCAUGGGCAAAGGAAGGCUUGCUGCAGCGCAAGCAUUAUUGGGAGGGUCCUCAGAAGCGCGCAAAAGACAAAGCAUGGGAACAAGUCUUUAUGGUCUUGUCCCGCGGUGACCUGCGUGCAUUCAAGUUCGGACAGAGCAUGAAAGGUAUGCAAGGAUCAUAUGGGCUCGGCGGCGGCAAUUGGCUUUCCAAUGCGCAAGCUGUGGGCGAUGUCGAUCUAGCACAUUCGCUGACGAGUCCGCUGCCUGUGCCCGGCUACUCGCGAACUCGUCCAUUCGUGUUCGCGCUUACUCUGCCUAAUGGCAAUUCAUACUUCUUCCAGGCAGGUACCGCGGAUCUUGUCGCGGAAUGGGUAUCGGCCUGCAAUUACUGGGCAGCUCGUGUCAGCAAACUACCUCUUGUCGGCGGCGUAUCGAGCAUGGACUACGGCUGGAAUCAUGCCAACGAUGCCGACCACCCAGACGGAAGCUCCGUCGCUCGGGAUCGAUCGACGAGUAUACAGGAUGAUAGAAUGAGCGUUCGGAGCGGACGCUCCAAUCGGUCACGACAAGUGUCGUCCGGCGUAUCCAACACGACCAUUCAUGACCGGCUCGCUCUUGCGGAAUGGAAGCCUUAUGCUGCUCCGUUGGGCAAAACACAUCACGACGAGAUGACGCAGCGCGAGCUGCUAAAACAGCAUGUCGUCCUGCUCCAAGAGGAUCUGCAGCAACAUAACGUACUGCGCGGUCCGAUGCAGCGACUCUACUCCGCCAAAUCCGCCAAUGCUGGUCGCGCCAUGUACAACUGGGAACGUAAAUCACAAUAUCUCUUGUCUGAGAUCGUCAAAUACACGACGUAUAUCUCGUGCAUAGAAGACGCCUUACGACUUCGCAACGUUCGCCGAGACGAGAAGCUUCAUGCGGAAUUGCUUAAGAACGCCGACGAUCUCGAUGAAGAUACUUCAUUCAGCAUGGCGAGCAAGACGCCAAAGAGCUCCAAUUCAGCGACCUUCAAGGACGUCUGA
This is a messenger RNA of Mixia osmundae IAM 14324, 4875 nucleotides long. RefSeq lists its product as uncharacterized. The record is from RefSeq and is a predicted model, not a curated record. Gene Ontology annotation, biological process: regulation of ARF protein signal transduction. Lineage: Eukaryota; Fungi; Basidiomycota; Mixiomycetes; Mixiales; Mixiaceae. Gene Ontology annotation, molecular function: guanyl-nucleotide exchange factor activity. The coding region runs from base 1 to 4875 and encodes 1624 amino acids. The transcript is spliced from 5 exons.